This is a messenger RNA of Triticum dicoccoides, 1626 nucleotides long. Its product is annotated as transmembrane protein 234 homolog. The record is from RefSeq and is a predicted model, not a curated record. Lineage: Eukaryota; Viridiplantae; Streptophyta; Magnoliopsida; Poales; Poaceae. The coding region runs from base 97 to 480 and encodes 127 amino acids. The transcript is spliced from 6 exons.
AGGCAGCAAAAGAUCCAGUCACAGCGAGGAAAGCAGAGAAACAGAGGGAGAGCUCACCGCCGUCCAGCUCCCCAGAUCCACCGCACCCCGGCGAACAUGGCGGCGGUUGGCAGCGACGCGGCGAGCAUGGUGGCGGUGGGCCUGGUGUGGGGCGCCACCAACGCGCUGAUGCGGCGGGGCGCGCUCGUCUGGGACCGCCGCUCCCGCUGCCUCCCCGCCGGCACCGGCGCCGUCCGGCGGUGGGCCGACCUGCUCCUCACGUGGCAGUACUCGGCGCCGUUCCUCGCCAACCUCUCCGCCUCCGCGGCCUUCUUCCGGCUCCUCGGCGACGCGCCCAUCUCCGUUGCCGUGCCCGUCACCAACGCCACCACCUUCGCCGCCACCGCCGUCGCCGCCGCGCUCCUCGGGGAGGCCACCCGCGCCGCACCGGCCGCGCUCGGCACCGCGCUCAUCCUCCUCGGCGUCUGGGUCCAUACUUGAAUGCUCUGUUUUGGAGCAAUCAGGGUACUAUACCUGGUUACUCCUAGUUCAUGGCACACAAGAUCAUGGCUGUGAUCUGGGAGGGAGAAGUGUCUGCAUGAUUGCAUGCUUGAUCCUAGGGAGGGCGGUAUGCGAGACCUCCAAGCAACAGCCUCAAAUUUCCCACAUGGUAGUGUAUCACCACGUCCGAAGAUGAUGUUGUGCAUAGUGAUUUUGGGGGCUUCUUCGUUGGAAUCUAAUUGAUGAUGGUUGCAAAUCGAGAAAUAUUUGCUGCUUCUUGCUAAUCUCCUACGAUACACUGGUUCAUCUUUCCACAAAGGUUUUGGUGCUUGUCAGACAUAAGGAGAUGUGUAUCUUUAUCUGCUCUUACAUAUUGAAGAACUAUGCGCCAGAAUCGAGCAUUAUGUUGAAUGCUACUUGGUCUGGCUGUUUAUGAGGAGGCGAAGAUGAAGGACCAACCAUCAAGCCGCUCGCUCAUCAGGUGGCGGUGGUAUGCCUACAUGAAUGGUUGGUCUUAGAGGCUCGAGCAAUUCUUGCCAGAUUGGAAGCAACUGCUAGAGGGAUCAUAAUGCUCUCCUGGUUUGCUCCCAUCUGGUUGCGUGAAGGGGGCCACGGAGAAGAUACUGACUGAUGGCUACCUGCUCCUCACUCGGCCAGGCCAGAGGAGCCUCUCCAGCACUCCUUGUCCAAGGUCGCCUCCUCCCGGUCCAAGGUCUCGCCGGCACAACCCCUGCACUGUGUAUGGCCUCGACUACAAUUUUCUCAGAUGCAUGGCAGUGACGACUUUGGUGACAUCAAUUGUUUGGUAUUGGCGCCAUUGGAUGAUGUGCUGCUAAAGACGUCUUAAUUGAUUAGCCCCUUGUUAUUCUUUUCUGUUUGUUUAUCAUCAAUCCUUGCGGCUUGCUUUCCUUUGAGCAGCAAAGUAGCUCUCUCUUCAUCACCCAAGGGUGUAGAUUGGACAAAGGUGUAGUUUAUUUAUUACUAGAUGAAACCCUGCACGUUGUUGCGGGAUGUUUAGUUAAUAUUUUUGUAGAGUCCACCAAAUUUGAAUGAGAUCAUUUUGAAAAUGGUGAGUAGGUUGUUAUCUUGUGCACUCAAAACUAAAGUAUAGCGGCUGAAUGAUCAACAAAUUCAGUUGUUUAUGAA